Penicillium bovifimosum is the source of this 888-nucleotide messenger RNA. RefSeq lists its product as uncharacterized. The record is from RefSeq and is a predicted model, not a curated record. The transcript has 4 exons. Bases 1 to 888 code for a protein of 295 amino acids. NCBI's taxonomy places the organism in Eukaryota, Fungi, Ascomycota, Eurotiomycetes, Eurotiales, Aspergillaceae.
AUGUCCUCAAUCGCCAAAACCGUCAUCGCAACAGGCACCUCGUCUGGCCUGGGCUUCGAAGCAAUCAAACAACUCCUCCAACAAACCCAACCCUACCGCUUCAUCCUGGGCGCGCGAGACACAGAGAAGACGCGCCUGGCAUACAAAGAUCUAAACUUCGACACAUCAAAGCACAGCGUCUCAAUCCUACCACUGGACCUCCUAAACCUGAAAAGCGUGCAAUCCUUCGCCAAACAAGCUCUCACCGAGCUGGGCCAGAAACCAUUGAACUACUUGUUCCUCGUUGCGGGUCUGGCUUCGUCAGCCGAGGGACCGGGGCCGCAUGGUUCGAAGUGGUGUGAUGCUGCUGUUGUUAAUCAUCUAGCUCAGCAUUACCUAACCCACCAAUUCGCUGAGACAUUGACGACUUCGCGGUCGCGAAUUGUCAUCGUCUCUUCUGGUGCGAUUCGGAAUAUUAGAGGUGGAGAUACAAACAACCUCGACAGCGACCUAAAAGCCAACUCCGGCGCAGAGGCACGCGUGGUAUACAGCGGAUCGAAAUUCGUGCAGCUCCUGGGAGCGCACUACUGGCGUCGUAAUCUGCCGGAUUGUCGUGUUGUGGCUGUUUCGCCCGGUCUCAUUCCUAAUACCAAGCUCGCGCAGCAUUCGAGCAUGGGACUUAGUAUGGAUAUGCCGGAUGCCAAGACAGUGCCGGAGGGUGCGCAGAACAUUCUGCGCGCGGUGACGACGGAGGAAUUCCCGGCUGAUCCGGAGCAGAUCUUUUUGACUAGUUGGGGUGAGUGGUGGCCGAAGGAUGUGUAUUCAUUGAGUCUUGAUAAGGCUUUGCAGGAUAAAUGGUGUCCGAGUAAGGAGGAGAUUGAGCAGUCGGAGCCGGUCUUCAAGGAGUGA